Populus nigra (black poplar) is the source of this 2163-nucleotide messenger RNA. RefSeq lists its product as uncharacterized. Bases 440 to 2017 code for a protein of 525 amino acids. The transcript is spliced from 7 exons. NCBI's taxonomy places the organism in Eukaryota, Viridiplantae, Streptophyta, Magnoliopsida, Malpighiales, Salicaceae. Gene Ontology annotation, biological process: RNA processing. The record is from RefSeq and is a predicted model, not a curated record. Gene Ontology annotation, molecular function: protein binding.
AUAUAUUUAUGGCAUGACAUGUCGAUCUGAGCCUUUGGAGGCUGGAUCAUUGCCCUCCAGCUCUCUUCUGUUGACACCUAACGGAGGCAGCCAGUGACUGCCACCUCUCAAUAAAGUGCACGUGCCAUCUAGAAAAUCAUAUGAAAUUAAAAUGCCUGGUCUGUCCGUCCUGGGUGAGCGCGCAAGUUCCCAUGCUCUGCUGCUGCCCCAUCAAUGAAGAAACCUCCAUUCCAUUGCUCUUGCACGUAUUACAUAUACCGCUCCACAGUUCACACCCCAAACACCCCCUCCUCUCUUUCAAGUCUCAACUCUCACGCAUUCAUGGAUGUUGUUCACCGCAAUAGCCUAUAGGAGUGGAGAGAACUGAGGUGGUCAUGUCUUUUGCCUAUUCCCAGAAAGAUAAUCUGCACCAUACCAAGAUACAAGGUCAAAGGCAAAAAUGCUUCUGAGGAGCUCAUCAACUUCUGCAGCUGGACCCUUGUUUUCACCCUUCUCGGACGGCCCUAAUAGAGACUUUGAGGCUGUUAACAACACCCACACCAACCACAUCAAACACCAACCAGUGUUUCAUGAUCACAAACUGUCAUUUCCUCACGGUUUGCAGCAUCUCAACUUGACACCAUUAUCAGGCCACAGCAUCUCAUCUCCAUUGUCUGAACUCGAUCAAGAAAAGGGUAGUUCUCGAAUUAACAGCCUUCGAAGAGCUUCGUCGGAUAGUAAUUUGGAAAGUUUUGUCUAUACAUCUUCUUGUGAUCAAGAAGAAUUUCGUAACUCAACUACUACAUCAAAGAAAUUUCAAUAUAGACAUCACAAGAGAAUGUUGCACUCUUCACCUUCUUUUUCGAUAUUUUACAAAAAUGAUGAACUAGAGGAUGAAGGACACAAUGGAACAGAUGUGGGAAGAGAAGAAGAAUUGAUGAGAACUAUUACAAUUAGAGAAAACAUAGAAUCUAUUGGUAGCGGGGACUUCAGUUUUGGAAAGACGAGUAUGGGGUUAAUAGAGGAGGAAGGAGAGAAGGAGCAGGAACAAGAUUCAAACGGAAUUGAGAAUUUCGAUAUUGAAGAAGUAAGGGAACCGGCUAGUCCUCCCCUGUAUCUUGCUGCUGGGCUUGGGAUUGAUGAUAUAGAUCUCGGUGGUAAUAGUGGUGGCGGUGGUGGUUUUCAUUUAAGUUUUCCAAACUUUGAUGAAGAUGAUGAUGUGGAAGAGUAUUAUAAGAGGAUGAUUGAUGAGAAUCCUUUCCACCCUUUGCUCCUCUCAAAUUAUGCUCGGCUGUUGCAGUCCAAGGGAGACCUUCAUGGAGCUGAGGAAUAUUAUCGUCUUGCAACACUGGCAGCUCCUGCAGACGGUGAAAUUCUGAUGCAGUAUGCGAAACUGGAAUGGGAGCUGAACCAUGAUCAAGAUAGAGCAUUAAUUAACUUUGAGCGUGCAGUUCAGUCAGCCCCUCAAGACAGCAAUGUUCUUGCAGCUUAUGCCAGCUUUCUCUGGGAAAUAGAAGACGAUGGGGAAGGAAAUACAUUUCAACCAGAAUUUAUCCAGGAUUUUAAACUGUUGCAGCUUCCAUCUGAGCAUCAUAUUGAUCUGGAAGACCAUGCUGCAUCUGAUGCCAACAAGGAUCGCGAUGCUGAGGAGUAUUAUAGAGCGAUGGUAGAGACAAAUCCUUGCAACUCUUUGGUUCUAAGAAAUUAUGCUGAGUUUCUGUAUCAGUCCAAGAGAGACCUUAAAGGGGCUGAGGAAUACUUCUCCCGGGCCAUACUGGCUGAUCCUGGUGAUGGAGAAAUCCUGUCGCAAUAUGCAAAAUUGGUGUGGGAACUUUAUCGUGACCAUGAUAAAGCCUUGUGUUAUUUUAAACAAUCAAUUCAAGCAACUCCUGCGGACAGCUAUGUUCUCGCAGCUUAUGCUAGUUUCCUAUGGGAAACAGAGGAAAAUGAAGAAGAUAGCACGAGUCAGUUCGAGAUGCCCAAUCACAAUGACGGUGCAGUAGCUGCUGCCAAUGCUCAAGUGCAUCAUAAAUACUAGACCAGGACUAUAGUUACGAAUGCUUUAUCAGAAGCAAAACAAUAGGAAUGCCAUUAAGAUAUAAGCUCCAACUGAAUAAACUAAAAUGUUGUUAAAAUUGAGAGAAAUUGCAGCUAAAUUAACAACACUUUCUGACGAUUUUCCCA